Messenger RNA from Diprion similis, 1493 nucleotides. RefSeq names its product zinc finger CCCH domain-containing protein 10-like. The record is from RefSeq and is a predicted model, not a curated record. The coding region runs from base 239 to 1471 and encodes 410 amino acids. The transcript is spliced from 4 exons. Gene Ontology annotation, molecular function: metal ion binding. Lineage: Eukaryota; Metazoa; Arthropoda; Insecta; Hymenoptera; Diprionidae.
AAACAGCCUGGAUAACGCAGAACGUGUAUUACAGGAGUCACUUGACAUUCAUCCACUCCUGCGAUUGUUGAGACGUUUCCACAAAGUAGAAAAAUCAGUGUAGCCAGUAGAGCUGUUUUCCAUAGAUACCUCACUGGUUCUAGUUUCCUGAGUUAUAGCAAACAUCAUAAGGACUUCCAAUGCCAUGCUGGCAAUAAUAUUCCUGACGAUAACUGGACGGUGCCAAAAACACUAACACAUGGCAGGUGGUUCCAGUUCUAACGGAGAUUCUUCUCCAAGUCGAGUAUGUAGAGAUUUUCUGCGCAACGUUUGCCACAGAGGGAAGCGAUGUAAAUAUCUUCAUGAAAGAUCAGAAGAUGACCCUGCAGAUGAAUAUACUUUUUGUCACGACUUUCAAAAUGGGAUUUGCAAUUGGCCCGGAUGCCGAUUUUUGCACUGCACCGAAAGUGAAGAAAAACACUUCAGAGCAACUGGCGAGUUACCACCGCGUAUUUUAUCGAAUUUGAAAUGUAACAAUGACAAAUCCGAACUACCGUUGUGCAAGGAUUUCAUCAAAGGCAGCUGUCAAAGAGUCAAUUGUAAGUACAGGCACUACAAGAAGGAAGAACCACAGCAUCCCAUGGUCCCUCCGCCCCAUCAUACCGUUACAAGACCUCAGCAUAAUUUUAACGGCGUCAGUAAUGGCGAAAAUCGAAGAUAUGAAGAAGAAAGAAGCUACCACUGGCAAAUGGAGGACCCGCAUCCACUAGUCCACAAUAAUGGCUACAAUCCUUCAACGCAUCAACCUGAUUAUUUGGGGCCUCCUGAGGCAAAACGACGUAUUGUGUCUGGAGAAACCAUCUUACAUUUCGAAACACCACCUCUGGUAGGACAGCAUCCAGCCCAGCCUGUAACUUCCAGCUAUUACUAUCCUGUAAUCCCCAGAAAUGAAGCUAGAGCCUUUAAUCUAGAAGAUGAAAAUGCAUUGCUGAAAAAAAAGAUCGAGGAGCUAAAAAAGCAGGUCAACGAUUUAACAGCGACAAAUGAAUUCCUACUAGACCAAAAUGCACAACUAAGAAUAUCUGGUAAAAGGACUACUAAUGUAACUGCGGUAACAGUACCAGCAGUUACGAUAACAAACACCGUACCUCCAUCUCAAGCUCCAACACCUCAACAGAUGGUUAAUGCUGCUGUAGCAGCUGGAACACUGCGAACUGUUACAGCUAGCGUUGCAACUGUUCCUGUGAGCAUAGCAACAGUAACGCCUGUAUCAAUUGCUGCUGUUUCCAUGGCACCGGUAUCUAUUCCUCCACCAAUUGUCACGAUGGCUCAACAAACAAUUAGUAUGAGUGGAUCAGGUCCUCAGCCCACUAACCAACAAGCACCGAACGCUCAGCAACCGACAAACUUACCACUGUCAAUAUCUGGUCCAACCGCACCACUUGUUUCCUAUCCAAUUAUGACACAAGAACUCAGACCUGUCUUACAAUAAAAGAUUAUUUUUUUAUUGAAGU